ACUCAGUACCGCCGCAGAAACUCGCCUCGACGGAGCGCCCACGUCCAUGUCGCACAUCAUCGAGACUAUCGGAAUAUUAGCGUGUCUAUUUCUAUUAUUAUCAUACUAUCGGAAUAUUAGCGUGUCUAUUUCUAACUAUCAUUGUAUAACAUCGCAAGCACUGGUUGCUAAGGGUUUUCUACAGAACGGUUUUGACCCUGCAGAAUGUUAUCGGCCCAAGUAGAAGAAAGUCUCGCCUGAAAAUUCGAGUUUUAAUUAGCGUGUCUAUUUCUAUUAUUAUAAUACUAUCGGAAUAUUAGCGUGUCUGUUUCUAUCAUCAUAAUAUCGCAAGCACUGGUUGCCAAGGUUUUUCUUCUGAACGCUUUUACCCUGCAGAGUGUUAUCGGUCCAAGUAGACGAAAGUCUCGCCUGAAAAUUUGAAUUUUUCUAAAACCUUAUCGAAUUUUUCAGGUAUCUUUCGUGUUUUCCUCCAGUUUUCCGUCUCUAUUUGAAGUAGCAUCGGUUAUCCUCAAAAUUUGUAGUGACUUCGCAGGAGAGGCGUUCUCUUCGAGUUUCGCGCGCUCCGUGGUGCUAACCCCACGCGCCUUAUCGGUGAAAGCGGGAAAAAGUCGAACUGUUUUUUCGGAAUUCCUGAUAUUAUUUUAUCAUCGAUUACUAAAAUUUUUUGGAAUUCGCAUGUUGAUGUCCCGAGCUGAAAAUGAAAGUGUUGAGUCUGCAAGCAGAUGAGUUUGUCUUGCACUCUUUCUCUCUCGUAGUUUCGUAGUUCGUUUGUGGCCGGACUUGUGUCAAUUGAUCUCAACCUCCAAGUGCAAAAAUCCGUAGAGGAGUUACCCCAUCCACGACGGGUCAAAAACAGCGGAAUCGAAUCUCUAACGGUAGUCCCUCUAAAGGAUUCUGAGUCCUACCAACUCGUCGAUCGUCAAAGAUUGGUGGAACGUGACUGAUGAGGGAGGCAGGUCGGACAGCGGCAAGGCUCAGGCGUGAAGGGACGACCCUUGGCGGGAGAUCGUGAUGACCCUGCUCCAGCACCUCAAGUCCGGACCCGGCCCGGGAAACGAUGCUGAAAUCUCCGAAAUCCUCCGAAUGAAAAACCAAAAGCGCAUCCAAAAUGUCAUGACAGGCGGCGGCAUUAUCUUCGACAACACGUCCAAGAUCGAGAAAGAGGAGAAACCCUCGAAGACGACUUCGGUGCUGAUCAACGGGUUCGACAACGACCUGAUCAACAGUCUGUUCCUGAAGAACCUCUCGCUCGAGACCUGCGACAAGGGCCGCGGGCGGAAGAGCUGCGACGCGGAAGGCGACGAGUGCCACCUCCCAAGCUCCCUGGCGACCGAGUCGAACCCCCUCAACGACAGCUUCCCCCUGUUGAGCGGCAAGAGCCCUCUCCAACCCCUCCUCUCCUCGCCCCUGGGUGGACACCAGGAGAGCGACGGGAUCCAGCUCAGUUUCCAGAGCCCCCCGAGGAGUCUGAGCCCUGACCCCGCGGAAUCGGAGACAACCGGUUCCAAUGUCACCGAGGCCCCGUCUUCGGUCGGGGCUUUCCCCGAGCGCUUCGAGGAAAGCAACCAGUUGGACUUCAUAGAUUUGUUCAGGGGCGAGAACCCCUUCCUGCCCAAGUUCGAGGCCGACACGGCGACGAGCGCGGAGACUUCGCUGAACAUCUUCGACGCGGACACAUCACAGAAACUGGCCGAGCUCCUCUUCGACGUCCGGCCGAGCUUCAACCUCAAGUCCCCGUUCUCAACAUCACCCGAGUCCAACGACGAGUCCCUCAGAUCCAACCUCAACGAUCUCUCGUCGCUGGAGAAGAACAUCGCCGACAAGGACCCCUUCGCCCCGGUCUCGGGCGACGCGGCCAAGACCGUGUUCAACAUCGCCCCGGCGGCCGGCCCGGCGUCGGCUCUCGUCAAGUUCCCCGGGAAGCCGGGCAGCAGCGAGUCGGUGGACCACAGCGAGGACAAUAAUCUCAGCAGUAGCGGGAGCGAAAGCGACGCGGAGAGCGUCGACGUCAAAGCCCUGGACAAGGCCAAGACCGUGAACAACAUCCAGAUCCUGUCGAAUACUCUCAAGUCGCUGAAGCUCUCCUGUUGGUACUACGAGAACCUGUCGCACCUGGAGGCCAUCAAGCUCCUGUCCUCGACUCAGCCGGGGACUUUUCUAGUCAGGAACUCGAGCGAUUCGAAAUUCUUGUUCACGCUCUCGAUCCAAACCUAUCGGCAGCCUACCUCGAUCCGGAUCCAGUACAACAACGGGAAGUUUUGUCUGGACUGCGAGAACAGCGUCACGGAGACCAUCCCCAAGUUCAGCUCCAUCAUGGACCUCAUCGGCUACUACAUCAAGUUAACCAGCGACACAAUCCACUACAUCAACAACAACGUCGUCAACGAGAACAAACAAGUUCUGAUCGACGAAUACGGGAAGAUAUUCUCCAACAUACUUCUAACCAAGCCACUUUACAGCUCCACCAAGGUGCCCAGUCUCAAACACCUGACGCGCGUGAGUUUAAAUAGGUUCAAAGAGUUCGGCUACUCUUACAAAAUACCCUCGGAAGAGCUUAGGAAAUAUAUGAAUGAGUACCCGUUCACAAUUUAAUACUUAUUUUUCUGAUUGAAGCAGCAAGAUGUUCAAGGUGGUCUUCCUGGUUUAAAAAUGUGGUAUGCAUGUAGACUGAUUACUUCAUUUUGUUACGUUGAGUUAGAGAGCUUUUUUGGGAUGAAAUGAUGCGCUGCCCAGGUGUAGAUGUAAAGUUAGGACUUUUUUUCUUAAAGAAAAUUAGUCAGAAGCUGGAAUUACUCCGGCAGGCAAGUUGGUAUGUUUCGGUGAUCUUAUCAUUUUAUUAGGAAAAGGGAACAUAGCUAAUCGAUUAAUAUGCAUUGUCUCCACACUGCUAAUCAAGCUGUCCACCAGUUUUGUCGAAGUAAUGAACUGUGCCUCCGUAUCACAAAACUUACAGUCAUCGAUUUUGCUCUUGGUACAUCAAAUUUUUUAAAUUUUGAAGCCUUCCUGUGCAUUUUUAGUUUGAUACUGCCUAAGUAAUAAGUUGAUUUUAGGGGUACAGUUUUUUUCUGUUUUCGUCGUACUUAGAAAAUGUGGGUAUGACUUUUUGAAACAAUAAACGAAGCGCUGAGUUUAUUUUGUACAUAGUAACAACUUUAUCAUCGUUCUUGUAGAUUUUUGAGGUCUUGCCAAAGGCAUAGAAUUCUAAAGAAGCCUUUGAGAAAAGCAAUUACUGAUUGUUUUUGUUUUUCGAAGGAACUUCUCACAUUUUUAGGAGAAAAUUUAAGUAAUGACUAAGAAUCAAAAUGGGUAUCUAGCGGCUCUUGUAUAAAGUGAACUUUAACUAUUAACCGGAUUACAAUCCCUAGACCCCUCCCCCCCUCUUGAAACCCCCUGCCUCUGUAACAACUACAGAUUCUCCUAAAUUCCUUGAAAAGGGAACUGAUAGCAAAGCUUCAGUUCACCAAAAUCCAAAUUUGUUCAAGUGUUACUGAUUGAGAAGUCUUACCAAACCUAUCUAUAAAAUGCUGCCCUCACUAAUGAAGAUGCACCUCCAUUUGAUUGUUGUAAAUCUUUGGCUAAAAUAUUUCUUUCAAGAUAACAACAAACUUUCUCCUGCAAAUGCCUUUAUUGUAAUGAUUCAUUUUCACAUGUAAUGAAUCAUCAAAUUCAAAGGAAAUUGCUUCCAAGAUUUCCUAUGUUAAACAUAACUCCAAGGCAACAUUUUAAUGUUUUCAUGUUGACUUGAAAUGUUUGCUGAGCACGGCAAACCAGGUUGGACUGCGUUGAUACGCUCAUUUUCAGUAAUCCUUGGUAUCUGCUUACCAAAUAAGUCGCAACACAUCAAUGUGUUUUAGGAAAUUUACUAUUUUUACUGGAAUACAUUAGUUCUUACGAAUGUAUUUUAUAUACCUAUUUUGUAUUUUUUUAUACAAGAGUUCCCCCUCUCCUUAAUUGUACUGCUGUUUAGAGUAAGGAGCAUAGAUAUUGCGGUGAAACCAUCCGCAAUGGUAACAUUUACCAAAGUAUUUUGUUUAUCUUCUAAAAAUUGAACUGUCCUCUUUUUGUACAAAAUUUAAUAUUUUUAAUUUAUAUCUACUUACGCCACUAGAUAAUACUUGUUCCAAAAAUUUUAGGUUUAGAGUUCAAGUUGGUUUAUACUGGAUAGGUUAUUAUUUUUUCCUUGGUGAGCAUGUAAUUUGUGGUUUCUUCUUAUUUAAUCUAAGGCAGUGGUUUCCAAGUUAAGUACAUACUUUUCAAGAAGAUAAUACAGAUUCUAAUCAGAAUGUAAUUGAAUUGAAAGAACUACCCUUUUUCCCCAAUUUAUUAUUGUCAUCUUGUCUAACUUUUUUUAGAAAACUAUGCUGUGAAAGAAAGGUAUUGAAAAACACCAAUGUCUCCCACCUUUCUCUCACUAAUCAAAUUGUGACUUGCUUUUCUUGCGCAUUUCUUUCCCUGAAAUCCGUACAGCGCAGUAGCAGUAUUAUGCAGAAAUGUUUCUCCUAAAUUAAAUUAAAAUGUUCCUCUGUCUGUCAAUGCGACUGAGUCAAAGAUACAAAAUUCCACCGUAGACGAACAGACUGAGGUACAAUGUCAAAAUUUAGUCCCUCCCCCUUGUUUUCCUCUUCUUUUUGGAAAUUUGAGAAAAGGAAUUCACGACAGUUUGGAAACCACUGUAGUAGACACAAGUAGAAAAAUUGCUAACUGUUGUGAUUUUUUAAAAUUAAUCUCUAUGCCCUCCUCAAAAUUUGAUUGAAAUCCAGAGGUCAGAUGUAUAUUAAAAGCUUGCAGAGGGAAGAUUUAAUUGAUAUUCAUCGAAUAGUUCUGUGGACGCUUCGAACAGCACAUGUGUUGAUCAAUGCAAAAUAAGAGGCCAAAAUUAGUCUUAAAUAACAUCCUACCAUGUGUACCUGCAAAAACAUGAGGUAAAUGUAAUGCCCAUGGGUUCAAAGUAGGUGAUCAAAAUUACUCCAAAUUUUGGUCUGUAAAAGCCAUAGGACAUCAACAUACCUACUUAAUCCUAAUUUGUUGAAGGCCGGUGAUUAGCUUCAGAGGAUAAAGAUUAUUUAGGCGCUGUUGGCACAGAGCAUCCUGUAAAUGUGUUCUAAUCUAAGAAAAAGUGUUCAAACCAUUCCUGUAGUCAGCCAAAAUUGUAAUUAUCUCUUGUCUUUUAUUUUGAAUGUAAAAGUGAACCACCAGACAAGAUACCAAUGCAUUUCAAUGUGUGUUCCCUCUUCGAAAUUUCAUGUAGAACACAAUUUGUGCAACUUAAAUUAGGCGCACGAAUUCCCAACCAAGAUAUUGAUCGCAACAAAUUUGAAUUGCCCGCUCACAAGAAAAAUCUGAGUCCACUUGAAUCUCAUACCGCUCCAUAACAGUUCUGGCAGGUUUCUCAAUAAGUGAGGAAAAAAAACUAAGAAGUGGCCCGAACUGUAUGUUGUAACAAGCUCGUAUGCAUUGAAAAAUGUUAGUAUCUUGGUUAGGACUUACUUUCAGUAAUCUUAUCGCAUAAGUUUGUGUUCUAUGUAAAUUUUGAUGCGAAAAAAUUGUUCACAAUGCUUAAAUUAGCAGCUAAUGUAGUGGUCCAUUGGCAUAAAAAUGAGGAUCUUCAUUUUGCAUAAAAAUGAGGAUCUUCAUUUUGCAUAAAAAUGAGGAACUUCAUUUUAUUUUCCUCAAUUUGCAAUCUUAGCUUUUAGUGGUAUCAAUGUGAGGUUGAUGGAAAAGUCAAGUAAGCAUUAAAUACUAAUCUUGCCAUUCGAUGUAAUCAACUAAGUUGGUUGUAAACUAAAUUCUCGAUGUGCAUAAUCGUUCAGAGCUAAUCUUAUGAUAACCUUGCACCAAAAGUCCAUUCCAAAGUUAGUCCCAGGCAAAAUCAUUUCAGAAUGAAUUGUUCUGCAAGAGAAUUAUGUGAUGAUGCUUCAGUUCAUGAGCAUCUCAUCCUUACUUUUUUCAGAAUUUCUCUUUUGUAUGGAAAAGAUGAGACCAAUGCAUCAUCCCCUCACACAAAAUCACCUCCUGCAAUGCUUCAUACUUUUUAGUUUGAAUGAGGAACUUGUUAGCAAUGUCAGACAUUUUUUUUCGCUCAAAAUUUUUACCCUCUUCAAAGUAAGUAGCUCUGCAUCCCCUCAUCUAUAAUUAAACGUGUAACUUAUUUGUCAUCUCCUGCUCAAAGAAAUGUAUCUUGUCUGCGCUGUUUCAUUUUUUUUGUGAAAUUUUUAUUUUGAUGGGUGAAGCGUGGCACUAAUUUUAUGAAAAUAUUAGUCUUUUCUCUCUAGCGCAAAGAAAAAUUACUGAAAGUUUUGAGGCCUGUUCAGCACCAUUGAGAUACGUUCCUUUGUGCAGGAGGCGACGUAUUGUGAGCGACAAUUAAGGAGCUGGAUACACCAGGGGCAUUUCUCUGACUACUAAAAUGGACUACAACACAAGCUGGAAUCUAUUUUCCAAUGUUGAUAGAUAUACUCAUUACUUCUCAUGAUGUUUUAAGCAUAAAUUUCCAUUAUUAGACUGCCCUAAACCGAUUAAUUAGUGAAAUGUCCCUGUUGCAACCAGCAUCUCAGUUUGUCAAUAAUUCUCUGCAUAAAAUUGAGACUUUUAUGUACCUCACUCAACAUUAUCCAAUUCACAGAGAGCUUAUUCAAAUUUCUACUUAAAAAUUUUCUCUUAAUAUCCUUUAAGUCUGCACCUGAAUUCAAGCGUGUUGUAAGAAGUAUUUAAUUUGCAAAUUUUGUGAGUGAUCAAAAAUUUAAAGAAUUCUGACCGAGUACUAUAGUUUGAAGCCCAAAGGAUUGAAAUCCUAUUUUACUAAUGCAGAGUUUCUUUCAGGUUGAUGUCUAAAUAUUAUCACCAAUAAUCACAAAUCUACCUGCGUGUAAAACUUGAUAGCCAUAUGUUACUCUGUAAGUAAUUUCACGCAGAAAUUGUGAGUCAGGAAAUUUUCGAAUCAGAUAGCAGGCAGUAGUGUCAUCAAUAUUUUCUGUGGUAAUCAAAGAGACCAAAAUGUACGGUCCUUUUUUGCCAAAAGGCAUGGCAUUAAAUGUGAGGAAUUUCCUUCAACUUGAAACUACAAAACCUGUUCCAGUGAUUUUUAUAAUAGCGUACCUUCAUACGUGUACUACCUCUAGUGCUUUAAGCAUACUGUAUUUAUUCUAAUUUCUUCUAAGCAUUUUUUUUGCUAUUUCCGAAAUUCUGUGGCUCUGAUCAAAAUUGUUUGAACUCUCGGCAACCUACUAUUGAUUUGUAGUUAUGUUUUAGUCAUAAACUUUUUAACCUCUCAAAAUAAAAUGAUUUGUUGAAUUUCAA
This is a messenger RNA of Bemisia tabaci, 7296 nucleotides long. RefSeq lists its product as uncharacterized. The record is from RefSeq and is a predicted model, not a curated record. Gene Ontology annotation, molecular function: 1-phosphatidylinositol-3-kinase regulator activity. Gene Ontology annotation, biological process: phosphatidylinositol phosphate biosynthetic process. NCBI's taxonomy places the organism in Eukaryota, Metazoa, Arthropoda, Insecta, Hemiptera, Aleyrodidae. Gene Ontology annotation, cellular component: phosphatidylinositol 3-kinase complex.